Messenger RNA from Mesorhabditis belari, 786 nucleotides. NCBI's taxonomy places the organism in Eukaryota, Metazoa, Nematoda, Chromadorea, Rhabditida, Rhabditidae. The record is from the annotation of a GenBank genome assembly.
AUGUACGCCAGCAGAUCGACGGCGAAUUGGGUGCAGUUUUGGCGAAGUCGGACCAAUCUUUUGUCGCGUACAUUGGGACAACGACGAGUUCUGAGCAAUGAGGCCAAAAGAGUGCAAACGCUUGACGAAUAUUUGGAGAAACAGACCAGCACAUCAAGUUCGGUCCUUCCCAAAUCGAUCGAUUUAACGCUGACGAGGAUCAAGAAUAAAUUAUCACCUCCAAUGCCAGUGGAUCCGAAUUUGAAGCUGUUACUCGACCAAGCCGCCACGCAACUCUACUACAAUUGUGCGAAUCAUUUCGAUUACGACAAAUUGUGUUCAUCAUUUGGAUUGCCGGAUUAUUUCUCAACAUGGUUUAAGCUCACAUUGAUGCACAUUUGGAUGGUACUUUUGCGGACACAAGUUUCAAUGGAUGCAGCUGCUUACAUGCGACUGCAGUCAGGAUUGCUCGCAUCGUUGUGGUUGGAUGUUGAAAAGCGUUUGGAAAUUAUAUCCGAAGAGUUGGGGAAAUCGAUGAAGCGGAGUUCCGAUUUAACUGUUAUGCACGGAUUGCACAUUCAAACUUUCCUAGAAUACGAUGAGGGUUUUCUAUCUUCUGAUGCUCAACUAGCGGCGGCCGUGUGGCGAUGUCUCUAUCUUUCUAGAGAAGUCGAUCCAAACAAUGUGCUAAAAAGCAUUCUCUAUAUGCGGUCAACCGUGGCCUGGCUCGAUACGUUAGAUCUUCAAGAAAUUCUCGUCGACGGGCUCAAUCAAUGGAACCAAAUCAAGCCAAAGACCUCAUUUUUA